This is a messenger RNA of Lasiosphaeria miniovina, 1418 nucleotides long. RefSeq lists its product as uncharacterized. Lineage: Eukaryota; Fungi; Ascomycota; Sordariomycetes; Sordariales; Lasiosphaeriaceae. The record is from RefSeq and is a predicted model, not a curated record. The coding region runs from base 147 to 1283 and encodes 378 amino acids. The transcript is spliced from 3 exons.
CCGAGAGAACGAGUUGAGACGCUCAUUCGACCAGUGGACAGCGCCAUGGCAAUCGGCGUUUGGGCCCUUGGUUCGCCUCGACCCUGCCCGAAGCGACCCCAGCUCCAGAACCCCAUAACCCAAACCAAGCUGCCAACCACCCGCACAUGCCACCUGCUGCACAGGACGACGGCGACGAGACUAUAUACUUGGGCCAUUCAGAUUUCUUGGAUUACAACGAUGACCCACAGCCACGGCGAUCGGACCGGACCACCAAAACUUCCCGACCCGCGAACGAGUCGGACCGGGCAGCCUCUAACCAGCGUCGCAAGCGAGGGGCCGCUGAAACGAACAAUAGCGGGCCCACUGGAGACUCGGUCACACAAAAGAGGCAAAGACGAGGAAGCCAACAAAGGACGAUAGACUUUGAAGAAGUCUACCAGAACGGGAACGCAGAAGAAAAGCAUUUCAUUGUCGAGUGGCCAAAGGAGACGGGCAAGUGGUACAUUCUUCUGUGCGAAGAGCAUCACAAGCAUUUCCACAGGCAUCCGCUGCUGGGGGCGGCCAAGCACCUCAACGGGAGGCAACAUGGCAACCUGAAUAAAGAUUAUAGUAAUGCCGUCAAGAAGCUCGGCAUCCUUGUACAAAACUGCACUGAGGAAAAGGCCAAACUCAAUAACCAAGUGCUCCGCGAUUUCUUGCUUACUCAUCAGUAUCAGGAUGAUUCCCAUCAGGUCACCCAAGGCGAGAACGCCCGCGAGUCCCAUGCCGGAUCGGCCCACCUUCAGGACGAUACUAAUUGCCAAAGCUCCACUUCGGCGGCGCAGGCGGCGCAUCAGGAUAGACACGAGGAGCCAAAGGGGAAGCAUGAGAAUCCAAAGGCGAAGAAGUCGAGAGACUACUCAGGCAUCCUUAACCCUGACGUCGGGAAGGUUUACCGCGCACAUCAUAAGGGAAAGGUCUAUACAUGCCUUAUACUGCCCCUAGGCAGCUUCCAGUCAACCGGCGUCGAGGGCGACUUCUACGACUCCUAUCUGGCCCACGAGAUCCCCGUCUGUUACGACACGACUGGCAAGUCCGGCGGGGCUAUUAUUGGAUGGGCUGCAGAAUACCAAGACCGACGCAGGUCAGCGCGUGGCCGCAGGUUCCCCACUCUAUUCUUCGACCACGUGGAGGUGCCAGACGAGGGCCACGUCAAGAUCUCCGACGAUAGAAAGGCUCUCAUAUGGGUGCUGGCCUCGAAGCUGAGCUCGUUCGACCUGGAUGACCCCGAAUGCAGAAAGGCCAAAGGGCAACCAGAGUGACGAGCAUUAUUCUGGCAGGGCUACUUCCAAUGACCCUCAACCCGCAGAAAAAGAGCAGGACGUGACUGCAGUUCUUCCGAAACCGCCUUCUCCCGCCUCGCCGGCCGCUGUUCCCAACAAUAAUCGGCAUAGUCA